AUACCAUUCGCAGAUUGCAUGAAAAAUAUAACAUUCUUUCUGAAUGGCCAGGGCUAGGGGGGAUAGAAUGGUUGGAGGAAGAACGUCGGCAGGAACUCCAGUUCUACAACAGAUAGUACCUAAUUCUGGAUGGACACAGGACUCUGCGGGCCAUUACCUUCUGGUGGAUCUUCCUGAAUUCAGGAAGGAAGAGGUGAAGCUCCAAGUUGAUAGCUAUGGCCGUAUUGUUGUAAAGGGAGAAAGGCAAAUAAAUGCGUGGAAACACGACCAUUUUCGGCUGACUUUUCCUGCUCCACCGGACUCUGAUAUGGAUAGGAUAGCCGGAAAGUUUGACGGUGGAGUCCUUUUUGUCACUAUCCCCAAGCAAGUAACGCAACAUAGCAAAGUAGGUGAACUCGGGAAAGUUGGAAAUGGCAAACUUGAAAGGGCAGAAGAAAAUGGUAGCCAUCGACAUGGAAAUGGUGAAGAUGACAGAGCAAAAGAAAACGAUAGCCAUCGGCGUGGAAAUGAAGUUACAAGAACAGAAAAAAAUUAUAGUCAAGAGAAUGGAAAUGACAAAGUUGAAAGAACAUAAGAAAAUGAUAGCCGUGUCAGUGAACAUGACAAAGAUACAGAGCAAGAAGUAAAAAGAAAUGAAAAUGAGCGCAUCAAAGAAUUUCCGGAACAAGUAAUAAGGAAGUGGGAGGAAGAAUCCAUGUUAAGAGGCGCAGUUGAUGUUUUGAGGGAAAACAAAGGAAUUGUUGUAACAGCUGUUGUAGCCUUUUCCUUAGGGUUCUUGGUAUAUCGCAAAUUCAACAGCAGUGUAAGUUAAGUCCUUUGACCUCAAUUGACAUAUGUAUAUUCCUCACUUCAUUUCUGGUCAUGUGUCUCUUACAUGUAUGUGAAUAGAAUAAAGUACAAUGCAAAUAUGCAAACAUUAAUAAGAACAACAUCUCCGCUUUA
This is a messenger RNA of Vigna umbellata (rice bean), 942 nucleotides long. RefSeq lists its product as uncharacterized. The record is from RefSeq and is a predicted model, not a curated record. Gene Ontology annotation, biological process: cellular response to heat. Lineage: Eukaryota; Viridiplantae; Streptophyta; Magnoliopsida; Fabales; Fabaceae.